Messenger RNA from Podarcis raffonei (Aeolian wall lizard), 2229 nucleotides. It is a transcript of the gene DUSP23, whose product is annotated as dual specificity phosphatase 23. Gene Ontology annotation, biological process: protein dephosphorylation; cilium assembly. Lineage: Eukaryota; Metazoa; Chordata; Lepidosauria; Squamata; Lacertidae. The transcript is spliced from 5 exons. The record is from RefSeq and is a predicted model, not a curated record. The coding region runs from base 1169 to 1624 and encodes 151 amino acids. Gene Ontology annotation, molecular function: protein tyrosine/serine/threonine phosphatase activity.
GCUUGCACUGUGCGGGCAGGAAGUGCGCCCCUUGGCAUCGGUCUGGCUUCCAAGCCGGCUCCUUUCUCCUGUUUUGCAACCCUGCUUUUCGUUUCAGCGCACUCCCCACCAGACCCUGCACAGCUCCGAAACGGAUGCCACCAGGGAUUGAAGCAGAUUUUCUGCCACUGAGCAGACUGAAGCAGAUUUUCUGCCAACAUUUCUCCGGUGAAACUAGGGACAUCCUUUUCUAUUAUUAUUAUUAUUAUUAUUAUUAUUAUUAUUAUUAUUAUUCCCACCCAUCUGAGUGGGUUGCCCCAGCCACUCUGGGCAGCUUCCAACAUAUAUAAAAACAUAAUAAAACAUAAAACAUUAAAAAAAACUUCCCUAUGCAGGGCUGCCUUCAGAUGUCUUCUAAAGGUUGUAUAGUUACUUAUCUCCUGGGCUAUGGGGUUGCAUAACUCCAUACCCUCCAACAUUUCUUUGAUGAAAAUAGGAAUGUUUCUAAGGAAAAGCAGGACAUUCUGGCAUCAAAUGAGAAACCGGGACGGCUUCUGCAAAUCCGGGACUGUCCCUGGAAAAUAGGGACAUUUGGAGGGUCUGCGAAGGCCCCUUCCCCUGGGAGGCCACCCAGGGAAUAUCUGCUUGGGCUGAGGGCAGCAAAGAUGGCGGCACCCUGGGCCAUUGGCUUCUGCUUUGCAAAGCUUCAGGUCUGGGUAGUUCCACCGGCAGAGAGAUUACAUGAUCCCACCCGGAGAGCCUCCCUGCAGGUUUUCUCAUUGACUCCGGUGACCUCAGAGGAGAUAAUCCCCCCUGCUUUUGUUAUCUAUGGGAAGAGGUGCUGAGUCAUCGCUCUUAAGUGCCAAGGGUGGGCCACCGCCAGAGAUUCCCAUCAUGCCUCUGUGCUUGACGGGCCUUGGAAGCUUGUCAGGAGCUCCUUGGUGAAUCCUAGAACUGCAGAGUUGGAAAGGGCACAAGGGUCAUCUAGUCCAACCCCCCCCAAAAAAAAUGCAAGAAUCUCAGCUCAGGAAUCCCUGACAGGUGGCCAAGCCAAUCUCUGCUCUCCAUGGAAGGAGAGUCCACCUUCUGAGGGAGUCUCAACUGCUCUCCCCCUCAGAAAGCGCUCCAGUUUUCUUUUGCCUACUCUGCAAAAGGGGCUUCUCCUCACAACAAUAACCCAUGAGGGUCCAUGGCGUCCAACAAGCCACCCAAUUUCUCCUGGGUAGCGCCAGGCCAGCUGGCGGGGCUGGCCAUGCCCCGCCUGCCCGCACAUUACCGGUACAUGCACGAACAUGGCAUCCGACAUCUGGUGUCACUCACGGAGCGCAGCCCGCCGUACCACGACACCUGCCCCGGCAUCCAGCUCCACCGCCUGCGUAUCGCCGACUUCUGCCCGCCUUCGCCUGAGCAAAUCCAGCGCUUCCUGCAGAUUGUGGACGAAGCCAACGCCAAGGGGGAGGCUGUGGCAGUGCAUUGCAUGCUGGGAUUUGGCAGAACCGGAACCAUGUUGGCCUGUUACCUCGCCAAGACCCAGAAGAUCACUGGCGUUGACGCCAUCCACGAGAUCCGCAAGCUGCGGCCAGGCUCCAUCGAGACCCACGACCAGGAGAAGGCCGUUGUCCAGUUCCACCACUGUAUCAAAUAGCCAGAGGAAGAGAUGAGGAGUGGCAAUAGGAACUCCUCGGCUGCUGAGUUGACUCCAUGGGGAAUUUUAACUUUACCAUAACCCCUGUUGCUGGGGGAGAGUUAUCUGGCUGCCAAAUGGGGAGGCCGGUUGGUUGGUUUGUUGGUUGGUUGGUUUUCUUGUUUGAAGCAGGUGUAGGCAGUCUGUGGCCCUCCAGAGUUGCUGAACUACAACUCCCAUCACCCCUGGCUGUUGGCCCUGUUGCCAAGGCUAAUGGGAGUUGUAGUUCAGUGACAUCUGGAGGGCCAAUGUUUCCCUGCACAUGCUUUAAAGGGAUGCUUUGGGUUCUUUAGUGGGGGCUUCUGGUUAGAGUACAAACUGAUUAUUAUUUUUUGUGGGAGAUUCAGAUACUCAGGGAACAGGACCCCAUUGCAAGGGUUGGCAGCAAGCAGUGGGUUUUCCCUUUCACCCUGGAAGAAACAGCCAGCAUGGGCAGUCAGGAGACAUUUUACAAACUGUGCAUUUAAGGAGUGUCAUGGGGUGCUAUUUUCUGUCACAAGCCAGCAGAUUCUCCUGUCUUGACACUCACCGCCCAGAAAUAAAGGCGAUCAAAGGUGACAACUGUA